GUUCGUCAGUCGCUCACGAUCAUCCAACAACAUCAUCGUCAUCAUAUAACCUUUCGGAAACCCACUUAGGGAAACCGGUGUCUCGGAGCUCUAGGACAUUGGAUCGAGGAGAAUUUGGAAUGAUUGAUAGACAUUGGGUUAGCUCGAUGGGGCUAAUUCGGUCCCAUGGAACUGGUCACCAACCUUAUCGGACCCCACGGCGCAAGGCACUAAGCAAAAGGUCCCAGAGAAUUAGAGUCCCUAAGCUCUCAGGUGCCUUACUGCUGGAUCCUCUUUCCCUUAUCCUCAGCCAAGAUCCCCGAUUAGCUCCGCCCUCCUGCCCAUGUGGAGAUGUAUUAGGUUUUUUUUUUUUUGUCUUUUUUCCUUUCUU
This is a messenger RNA of Aspergillus pseudotamarii, 370 nucleotides long. RefSeq lists its product as uncharacterized. The transcript has a single exon. The record is from RefSeq and is a predicted model, not a curated record. NCBI's taxonomy places the organism in Eukaryota, Fungi, Ascomycota, Eurotiomycetes, Eurotiales, Aspergillaceae. The annotation marks the transcript as partial.